Messenger RNA from Papilio xuthus (Asian swallowtail), 1235 nucleotides. It is a transcript of the gene Or-27, whose product is annotated as olfactory receptor 27. The coding region runs from base 1 to 1203 and encodes 400 amino acids. Gene Ontology annotation, molecular function: olfactory receptor activity; odorant binding. Gene Ontology annotation, cellular component: plasma membrane. The record is from RefSeq and is a predicted model, not a curated record. Gene Ontology annotation, biological process: sensory perception of smell; detection of chemical stimulus involved in sensory perception of smell. The transcript has 5 exons. Lineage: Eukaryota; Metazoa; Arthropoda; Insecta; Lepidoptera; Papilionidae.
AUGGGUAACAAGAUAUUGAAAAAUCUAGAAGAUGAUGACCAUCCUUCUCUUGGCCCUACACUUUAUGGUUUAAAACUUUGGGGUAUGUGGCAACCGAAACGAGGAGUUAGUAGUUUUAUCUAUAAUCUUGUUCAUAUUUCUGCUAUUAUGUUUGUAUUAAGUCAGUACGUAGAAUUGUGGAUUAUAAGAUCAGAUUUGGAAUCAGCGUUAAGAAAUUUAUCAGUGACCAUGCUUAGUUCCGUUUGCGUUGUCAAAGCUGGAACUUUCGUUCUUUGGCAGAAACAUUGGAAAUGUAUCUUCGAUUAUGUUUCUACUUUAGAAAAGAAUGAAAUAAAUAAAAAUGAGGCAAUCACUUGUAGAACAAUAAAAGAGUACAUUGAAUAUUCAAGAAAAAUAACUUAUAUUUAUUGGUGUUUGGUAACUGCGACUGUUUUUGGUGUUAUCUUAGCUCCAUUGGCUAGUUUUAUAUCUUCACCUACUGAUGAAACAACGAAUAAUUGUACCAAAGUUUAUCCUGAAAUAAUGAGUUCAUGGUUACCCUUUGAUAAAACGCAUGGAAUUGGAUAUUUAGCAAUGAUUUUAGAACAAACAAUUAUAUGUUUCUAUGGAGGUGGUAUUGUUGCUAAUUACGAUUCAAAUGCUGUUGUUCUUAUGUCCUUUUUCUUUGGACAACUUAAGUUAUUGAAAUUAAACUGUGAGAGAGCAUUUGAAGAAAAUAGUGGUAUUAAUUCUCAUGAAUAUAUAAAUAAAAUACGUAACUUGCAUAAACAACAUUCAAGCCUGGUCAAAUAUUCCAAGAUCCUUAAUUCUUUACUAUCACCUGUAAUGUUUCUGUAUGUGAUCAUCUGUUCACUUAUGAUUUGUGCCAGUGCCGUUCAAUUAACUACGAGUGGUAUAUCAAGAAUGCAACAAAUUCGUAUAACAGAAUAUUUGUUGGCUUUAAUUGCGCAACUGUUUAUCUAUUGUUGGCACAGUAAUGAAGUGUCACUAAUGAGUUUAAAAGUCGAUGAAGGCGUGUACGCUAGCGCUUGGUGGUCUCAAAAUACUUGCGUAAAACGAAACGUCUUACUUCUCAUGGGCAAAGUUCGGAGGAAUAUUAUUUUUACUGCUGGCCCCUUUACUUCUCUAUCAGUUCCUACUUUUGUUGCUGUUUUAAAAGGAUCAUACAGCUAUUACACUCUUUUAAGUAAGCGAGAAAAUUAACUGUCACACUUCAAAAAGUACAGUUAAACUCU